Haliotis rufescens (red abalone) is the source of this 2083-nucleotide messenger RNA. RefSeq lists its product as uncharacterized. The transcript is spliced from 4 exons. Lineage: Eukaryota; Metazoa; Mollusca; Gastropoda; Lepetellida; Haliotidae. The coding region runs from base 679 to 1278 and encodes 199 amino acids. Gene Ontology annotation, cellular component: nucleus. The record is from RefSeq and is a predicted model, not a curated record.
ACUGUAGAUAAAGUUACAGACGAUCAGGCUGCAUAAGGCAAUGGUAAAGUCAACCUCUUCCUCCGUCAACUUAAUGCCUAAGAAUCCUUUAAUAUUCUGAGACACAUUCAGUGGACAAUUAUUAUUUGAGUUAUGAAAUAUGCAUCUUCCUGAGGCAAGGGAGUUAACUGACUGUAAAAGUCCAGUUUACACCUUUGCAGAACUAGACGAAUUUCUGGGCUCGAUCGAAGUGCCAUCAGUGACUAUUACGAGUUAUGUCCCUUCUAAGUCCCUCCUAUUGACCAAUCAGAUUCCACCUCUCAUAUCACAUGCAUUGGCUUCAAACAAAAUCGUGGCCCCCGGUCAUAACGCCCUGACCGAUAAUCAGGGGCCGUAUUUAUCAAACAAGUUAGUUUUGACUUUAAAAAAAACUUAAGUUUCUGAAAAAUUACUUAGCCAAGUCAAAAACUUAAGUUGGUAUUCACGAAGCGUCUAAGUAAAAAACUUAGCUAAGUCUGCCGUGAGAAACUAAGUCGAUUUCACCGAAUGCAAACACGUGAUCACUAAGGACUAUCCCAGCUAUUUUUAGCCUACCAGUGGAACUCUUUUUACAAAGAGAGAGAAAAACGUCAUCGGGGAAUUCCCGGACAGUGCAGACGAUAAUAAACACCGCUGCGAGCUCCAAGAUAGGCCCACGCCAUGACCGAAGACGCGAAAAAGAGACGGCCAAACUUUACCAAAGAAGAAUCGUUACUACUAGCAGAGCUGGUGGCAUCAAACAAGGUGGUGAUUGAAGGAAAGUUUGGCCCCGGCAUCAUCUCCUUGAAGCGACAGGAGGCGUGGCAGAUGAUUACAGACACCCUCAAUGCAAGCUUAAUGCACAGGAGGACCAAGGAGGAGGUUGAAAAGAAAUGGAAAAACCUGAAGAGCCAGUCAAAGAAAGCCUUUUCUAAUUUCAGGCUGCAAACCAUUGCCACUGGAGGCGGUCCACCUCCCAUCCCUGUAAGUCCUGUCACAGAUGCAGUUGUAGAGGCCAUAGGGAGGGACAACAUGUCUUUGACAGGAAUAUCCAACUCCUGUGAUUCAACAGCCCUACAACUGCUUGAUGUCAUGACAUCAAGAGAGAGCGGUGAAGUUGAGGACAUGGCCAAUGUGUUCCACGUGCCAGAGAGGACUUGCCAGUGCCAGAAUCAGACUUCUAUGGAAGCAUUAAACAAAGAAAAACUUGUAUUAGAAAUUGAAUGUUUAAGAUUAAGAAAAGAGUAUCUAACAAAGAAAAUUUACAAAGUAGAAGAAUAGACUGUAAGUGGGGACCGACCAUUUGAUAUUUGCUUGGGGGUAGGGGCUAGUAUUAUAUUUUGUAUCAAGAUUAGAUAGUUUUUCAGCUACAGACACAGAUAUCGUUUUAUUUAAAGAUAUGAGCUAAAUGUUUUUAGAAAAACACCUUGCAACAAUGUAUUUUUCCCACCCAUCCCCAAAUAUCAAAUGGGCUGUCCCUUAGGAAAAUUUAAAUUAAUACUAAGUGCAUACUUAGAGUGCCAAAUAAUAGUAGCAGGAAAUAACUUACAUGGAAAGUAGGUGAUUGGAAACUGUUCCCUAUAUCUCAACCCUGUUGCUGCAGGUGCAAUGGCUGAUAGACCUUGCAUCUGUGCCCUUAGCUGUCCGGAUUGGCUGUUUCCAUGUACAACUGGCAUAGGCACAUUCCUGUCUUUGCUGCGGUUAUGCAGCACUGCACAGGCAGUUAUUACCUAGAAAAAUGUUUAAAAAGCAUAUACAAUACCCUUUCAUGAACUGAUGUGGCCUUAAUCUAAUGACAAAUAUUUCUAGAAUGUGUUGAAUUUGACAAAGAGUGAAAUGUAUGGUCUGUAUUUCAAAUAUGUUAUACUAUGUACUGUUUGAUCUCAGAUAUAUUUGCCUAAUUUUUUCCCUUAAGCUAGAUAUAAAAUAAGUCAAAAGAAAAUGAAUAUUGAACAUCAAUACAGAUACAGAUUAUGAAAUUGCGUUGACCUUUUUACAAUAACACAUGACAGUGAGUGAGUGAGUGAGUUUAAAGUCAUAUUGAUGAAAUGUUACUGUCUUCAUUGAAUAAAAAAUUAAUGUUCAC